AGGUGGGAUCAGCGCGGGCGUCUCUCCUAGCGGGCCAUGGAGCAAACGUACGGCGAAGUGAACCAGCUGGGCGGCGUCUUUGUCAACGGGAGGCCCCUGCCCAACGCCAUCCGCCUGCGGAUCGUGGAGCUGGCUCAGCUGGGCAUUCGGCCCUGCGACAUCAGCCGGCAGUUGCGAGUGUCGCACGGCUGCGUGAGUAAGAUCUUAGCGCGGUACAACGAGACCGGCUCCAUCCUUCCCGGCGCCAUCGGCGGGAGCAAGCCCAGGGUCACCACCCCGAACGUGGUGAAACAUAUCCGAGACUACAAACAGGGCGACCCGGGUAUCUUCGCCUGGGAAAUCCGGGACCGGUUGCUGGCCGACGGCGUCUGCGACAAGUACAACGUGCCUUCGGUGAGCUCCAUCAGCAGGAUCCUGAGGAACAAGAUCGGCAACCUUUCGCAGCCAGGCGGACCCUACGACGGCGGCAGCAGCAGCUGCAAGCAACCCGCCCCGCAACCGACCCUGCCUUACAAUCACAUCUACCAGUAUCCGUACCCCAGCGCUGUGUCGACAGCCGGCGGCAAAAUGGGCAGCCACCCCGGAGCUUCGGUCUCUGCAGCCCACGUCAGCUUCCCCCGCUCUUGGCCCUCGGCUCACUCGGUCACCAACAUUCUGGGCAUCCGAACCUUCAUGGAGCAGAGCGGAGCUCUAGCUGGGACAGAGGGCUCUGCCUACUCUCCCAAACUAGAAGACUGGCCAAGUGUGAACAGAACCACCUUCCCUGCUUCCGGGCAAGGUGUCAACGCGCUUGACAAAUCGGCAGCGGAAGCAGACAUUAAAUACCCCCAGCCGCCUACUGGGCUCUCGGCUGUGGGUACCUUCCUGUCCCCUUGCGCAUACCCGUCUUCAAACCAGCCCGGAGUCUACAGCGGGCCGGGCGGAAGCUACCUAAGUCCGGCCCAUCAUCACUGGCAGACGCAAGGCAACCCCUUGGCUCAUCACCACGGGCCCGGAGUGGCCAUUCAUGGGGGAGAAUUGGCUUCCACCCUGACUUUCAAACAUCCCUCCCGAGAAGUCGGCGACAGAAAACAAGCCAGCAGCCCUGGGGGCAAAACUCCAGCAGUCGCCCUCGCCAGCAUCCAUGGACUUUCUGUUCCAGCCUCCUCGUCCUAGAAGGAGAAAGGCGGGAAACGGCAUCUGAGGAGAAGGAGACUUGGAGGCGGGAAAGAGUUGGAGAAGCUUCCCCCUCCCCCCCGCAGUCAAGAUUUGAGGAGAGGAGAAGCUGCAGCCUAUAAAAAGCCCGCACAACAUGGCAGGGGCUGCCAGACCUGUUUUGCAUUUUGUCACGGCGCAUUUCCUUCCCAAACAAACGCGGAGGAAUCGGAAUGGCGAACUUGCCUUUGACUGAAUCGCAGACCAGAGAUCUCUGGAGGGGGUGAGAGUAGGAAGCCAGGGAAGAAUACGGCGAAAACAAACGACAAACAUUUGUUUGCUGUGAGUCACUGACGAAGGAGGACACACCUUUGGAUUUAGAGAGCUGAUGGCGACUCAAGAAAACAAUAUUGGCCUCAGACAUUUAAAUGCCCAAGUGAGGUGGGGGGAAAACAUCUAAAGAGCACCCAGUCGCUGGCCAAGAUAUGACAAUACGUUUAAAACUUGACAAUUUGAUGGGCUUUUUGUGUCCAAACUUUACUGCUUCAUAGUCUGGCUGGCACUGUCGCUGCAACUUUGAUUUCACCUCACAGCAGGGCACACUGUCCCUUCAUUGCGGCUAGCCUCAAAAUGUCAUGAAACACUUAUUAUUUUUCUUCCAGACCAAAAUUAAACAUUCUUAACAAAGCACAUUUUAUUUGAACAUGAUGCCGACAUAAACACACAUGAAAAAGACUAGCUUCCACCACAAGCCCUAUUACAAUCUUCCUAAUUAAAAGAUAGGCCCCACCAAACACUGGCAGACUGAACCAAGGUGGAUCUAUAUCCUUUUAGAAGAAGGAUUCCUUUCCCUUUUUAAUUUAAUUGUGAAGAGUUUAGAACUGGCAUAUGAGCAAAAAGGCAUGUUUUAAAAACUUGAGGUGGCAAGAAAAACACAGGACAUUGCUCGGGAUGCAUGGAAUGCAUGCACACAUGUUUUUCUCUCUUUUCCAUGGCUUUUCCCUCAAGUUGAGCAGUCUUUACAGUGCCUCAGCCCAACAUCCUAUGCUGCUAACACCCCCUGUUUUGUCAAUGUAGACAUGCCUCUAACCCCAAGUGUAAAAGGACAAGUGAGUAACAAUAUUUUCUGAUUUUAUAUUUUUAUAGCAAACCAAUAAAA
Molecule: messenger RNA, 2293 nt
Organism: Rhineura floridana
Lineage: Eukaryota; Metazoa; Chordata; Lepidosauria; Squamata; Rhineuridae
Gene: PAX1
Product: paired box 1
Exons: 5
Coding region: 37-1155 (372 amino acids)
Biological process (GO): anatomical structure development; regulation of transcription by RNA polymerase II
Molecular function (GO): RNA polymerase II cis-regulatory region sequence-specific DNA binding; DNA-binding transcription factor activity, RNA polymerase II-specific
Source: RefSeq, a predicted model, not a curated record